AUGGCAACUACGAAUCAUCGUACCGCGUCUGCCACCCCGGCUCCUCUUGUAUCUGCAUUAAAUACGAAUGGAACCGCGAAUGCUCAUGCCCAUGACGACUCGCUACCUAAUGGCCACCAUAUUCAUGGGCACGAGCCCCGACCUGCUCCAACCCCGACGUCCGCCAUGGCUUCAAACUCUGCCUCUAAGAAAGGGAAAGGGAAGAAGGCUCUUGACUCGAACGAAGCAUCAAAACUUGUUGCUGCGAGGAUUUCUCAGUUGGAAGUUGAUACGGCCGCAGAGAAGGAGCAAGAGGCGGAAAUUGACCGAGAAGUGCGCAAGGCGAAUCGCGAGCUAAACCACCAAAUGAACAAGAUGAAUGAUAUGGACAAAAUAGAACUCUUGACGAAGCGAUCAUCAGAACUUUUUGCGAACUUAAAACGUCUCGAGCGCGAGAACCUCAAGAAUAAGAAGCGAGCCGAUCAGUUGCAAAAGGAAAAGGAUUCAAGCCGUACCGAUCUAAGCAAGCAAAUUAGUCUCAAGGAAAAAUUAGAAAAGUUGUGUCGCGAACUGCAAAAGGAGAAUAAUAAGCUGAAGAAUGAGCACCGUGCUCUAAACGAUACUCAUGAGCGCUUAAAAGCCUCGUCUGAUGAGCGAUUGAAGAAAGUGCUUGAAACUUUAGAGGGUUAUCAAGAGGAGAAAGACAACCCGCGAAAGCAGGUCGUAUACAUGAAGGCCGAAGAAUUGUUUAAGGGACGAUUUAAAUCUCUCAUCGACCAGUACGAAUUACGGGAACUGCAUUACCAUUCUUCAAUGCGGACUAAGGAGAUCGAGGUCCAGUGGAAUAUGGCUCGUUAUGAACAGCAGAAGAAAACGGCGGAAGCAGAAGCCAACCGUGCGCGACAGUUGAACAGCCAAGUGCUUACGUUCUCCAAGACGGAAACUGAAUUAAGAAACCAGUUGAACGUUUAUGUUGAGAAGUUUAAGCAGGUAUGCGCCCUGUGCCCCUCACUAGCCCGCCGUGCGAAGGCAUUAACAAAUGAGGAGGUCGAGGACACGCUCAAUAAUAGUAACGACCUGUUCUUAACUUUUCGCAAAGAGAUGGAGGACAUGUCGAAAAAGACGAAGAAACUAGAAAAGGAAAACGAGGCCUACAAGAGGAAAGAAGGCGCCCUAAACCAGAACAUCUUUAAGAUGGCCGAGGAGCGGAAUAGGCACCUGAAGGAUCUCGAAGAUAUCAGGAAGAAGAACGACAAGCUCACAAGCAUCAUUAACCAGAUGCAGCAGCAGGGCCGUGGAAUACCGCAAGGCAUGCAAGGGACGGUGGAGAGCUGCUACGCCGAAGGGGUAGGAGAAGAAGAAGAAGGAGAGCUUGACGAAGGCGACGAAGAAAGCGAAUACGAAUACGAGGAUGGCGACGAGGAGGUUAGUGACGAGGGAGAAUUCGACGACGACACAGAGGAGGAACUUCCGCACGCGCCCGGUGCUUACGGCCCUGAGCGCCCGCCCGCUAUGAAUGGUCAUCGCUAG
This is a messenger RNA of Daldinia caldariorum, 1509 nucleotides long. RefSeq names its product myosin-like coiled-coil protein-domain-containing protein. NCBI's taxonomy places the organism in Eukaryota, Fungi, Ascomycota, Sordariomycetes, Xylariales, Hypoxylaceae. Gene Ontology annotation, molecular function: syntaxin binding. The transcript has 4 exons. Bases 1 to 1509 code for a protein of 502 amino acids. The record is from RefSeq and is a predicted model, not a curated record.